Molecule: messenger RNA, 341 nt
Organism: Lasiodiplodia theobromae
Lineage: Eukaryota; Fungi; Ascomycota; Dothideomycetes; Botryosphaeriales; Botryosphaeriaceae
Product: Arf GTPAse activating protein
Exons: 2
Biological process (GO): COPI coating of Golgi vesicle
Source: RefSeq, a predicted model, not a curated record
ACUCGGAGCGCUACGCUCGUGAAAAGUUUGGCACGCAGAAGGGCAUUUCGUCCGACGAGUUUUUCGGCCGUGGCAGCUUCGACCCCUCUGCACAGAACGAGGCCAAGACCCGCCUUCAGGGCUUCGAGGGUGCAACUUCCAUCAGCAGCAACGCAUACUUUGGACGGCCUGAGGACGACGGUCCCGCUGGUGAUGACUACGGUGACCUCGAGAGUGCGGCUAAGGAUUUCGUGCGGAAGUUCGGAAUCACUGCUGGCGACGACUUGGACAACCUGUCGAACUUGCUGGGCGAGGGCGCAACGAGGUUGCAAGGUGCCAUCCGCAACUACCUCAACAGCUAG